This is a messenger RNA of Argentina anserina (silverweed cinquefoil), 1791 nucleotides long. RefSeq names its product calcium-dependent protein kinase 20. The record is from RefSeq and is a predicted model, not a curated record. Lineage: Eukaryota; Viridiplantae; Streptophyta; Magnoliopsida; Rosales; Rosaceae. Gene Ontology annotation, biological process: intracellular signal transduction; peptidyl-serine phosphorylation; protein autophosphorylation. Gene Ontology annotation, molecular function: calmodulin binding; calcium/calmodulin-dependent protein kinase activity; calcium-dependent protein serine/threonine kinase activity. The transcript is spliced from 7 exons. Gene Ontology annotation, cellular component: cytoplasm; nucleus. The coding region runs from base 1 to 1791 and encodes 596 amino acids.
AUGGGGAACACAUGUGUGGGACCAAAUCUCGGCGAUGGUUUCAUGCAAUCCGUCACGGCUGCCAUUUGGCGAACCAGGCCACCGGAGGACCGGCUCCCUCCUCCUAAUGAAGAAGGCAGUAGCAAAAAUGGCUCAAGUUCGAAUCCUGAUCCGGCAUCCAAAGCUGAGUCUCAGGCUUCUAAACCUCCUGAUGAGGCUCCGGCUCCGCUUCCUCCAGGGCACAACGAUCCCCCUGAGCCUGUGAAAAUUGGUAGCGAUCAACCUCCAAAAGCGGAACCAGAAGGGGUGAAGGAUGAGGACAGCAAGACCCAUGAGGCCGAGAAAGCGAAGAAAACUGCUCAUAUGAAGAGGGUCUCUUCUGUUAAACUGUCAAUAGACUCGGUGUUGGGAAGGAAGACUGAAAAUAUAAAAGAUAUAUACAGUUUGGGAAGGAAGCUUGGACAAGGCCAAUUUGGGACGACCUACUUUUGUGUGGAGAAGGGAACCAACAAGGAGUUUGCUUGCAAGUCAAUUGCAAAGAGGAAGCUGACUACACAAGAGGAUGUGGAAGAUGUUAGGAGGGAAAUCCAGAUAAUGCAUCACUUGGCAGGACACCCCAAUGUGAUACAAAUUGUUGGCGCUCAUGAAGACGCUGUGGCGGUUCAUGUUGUAAUGGAACUUUGCGCAGGUGGUGAGCUAUUUGAUAGGAUCAUACAAAGAGGGCAUUAUUCGGAGAGGAAAGCAGCUCAACUUGCAAAGAUUAUAGUUGGUGUUGUUGAAGCGUGCCAUUCCUUGGGUGUCAUGCAUCGAGACUUGAAGCCGGAGAACUUUUUAUUUGUGAACCAGGAAGAGGAAGCGCCACUUAAGACCAUAGAUUUUGGGUUAUCAGUGUUCUUCAGGCCAGGAGAAACAUUCACUGAUGUUGUUGGUAGCCCGUAUUAUGUGGCCCCAGAAGUACUACGGAAGAAUUAUGGUCAAGCAUGCGAUGUUUGGAGUGCUGGUGUAAUCAUUUAUAUUCUACUGAGUGGAGUACCCCCAUUCUGGGAUGAAACGGAGCAAGGAAUAUUUGAGCAGGUUUUAAAAGGCGAACUCGAUUUCAUAUCAGAACCUUGGCCUAACAUAUCUGAAAGUGCCAAGGAUUUGGUUAGGAGAAUGCUUAUAAGGGAUCCAAAAAAGCGGAUAACAGCCCAUGAAGUACUUAGACACCCUUGGGUUCAGGUUGAUGGUGUUGCUCCAGAUAAACCUCUUGAUUCUGCUGUCUUAACUCGCUUAAAGCAAUUUUCUGCCAUGAAUAAGCUUAAGAAAAUUGCCAUCAGAGUCAUUGCAGAAAGCCUGUCUGAAGAGGAAAUAGCAGGCCUUAAGGAAAUGUUCAAGAUGAUAGACACAGACAACAGUGGGCACAUCACCCUUGAGGAGCUGAAGAAUGGUUUGGAAAGAGUAGGAGCUGAUCUCAAGGAUUCUGAAAUCACUUGGUUAAUGCAAUCGGCGGAUGUGGAUAAUAGUGGCACCAUAGACUAUGGUGAGUUCAUAGCAGCUAUGCUCCACCUGAACAAGGUCCAGAAGGAAGAUCACCUGUUUGCAGCAUUCUCAUACUUUGACAAAGAUGGAAGUGGGUACAUUACUCGAGAUGAGCUGCAACAAGCCUGCGAGAAGUUUGGUUUACACGAUGUGCAAUUAGACGAUAUGAUACGUGAAGUCGACCAGGAUAAUGAUGGGCGCAUCGAUUACAGUGAAUUCGUGGCUAUGAUGGAAGACACUGGUUUUGGCAAGGGGUUACAGAUGAACAUGAGUAGUAGGCAUAUUAGUAGCUGA